Oncorhynchus keta (chum salmon) is the source of this 3635-nucleotide messenger RNA. Its product is annotated as splicing factor U2AF 65 kDa subunit-like. Gene Ontology annotation, molecular function: pre-mRNA 3'-splice site binding; poly-pyrimidine tract binding. Bases 541 to 2046 code for a protein of 501 amino acids. Gene Ontology annotation, cellular component: U2AF complex; nucleus; nuclear speck. Lineage: Eukaryota; Metazoa; Chordata; Actinopteri; Salmoniformes; Salmonidae. The transcript has 13 exons. Gene Ontology annotation, biological process: mRNA processing. The record is from RefSeq and is a predicted model, not a curated record.
AAAUGUGUAUAUCAACUUCCGGUGUCACGGGGUGCCUGGGAGACGAAAAGCAAAAAGCGGGCAUACCGAACAUAUCCCGUAUUUUCUCCUUGUAUACAUUUAAUUGAAAAACAUAUAUUGGGACGACGCCAAACACCGUUGUAACAUCAACAGGACGAACGGCAUAACAUUGGAUGUGCAAUUGUACCAGCAUAUCCUUAUUCACUCGACUUGCUAGUUAGCAUUAGCUCGAUACCACGACUGCUUCAAGAACAGGCCCCAGCCUGGACUUUGCUUUAUCUAACUAGCUAUCACAAGAUAACACGUUUUCUUCAUCAAAGUUAUUUUCACUUCUUAGUGUAAACUAGAACCACAUCUUUAACUCGCCUGGAGUUGUUUAUUUUGAUAUUUCUAAACCGUUGCAUUGGUGGUGUGUAGUUAGCUAGCAUUUUACUAAGUGUGCUGUGCUCUUUUUUCGCAAGCUAGCGACCGCUCAGCUUUCCCGUCCAUUUUACAGUCACAACUAACUAACUAGCUAGGGCUAGCAAAUAAGAAACGGCAAUGUCGGAUUUCGACGAAUUCGAGAGACAACUGUCUGAAAACAAACAAGCUCAGUUGGUAGAGCAUGGCGCUUGCAACGCCAGGAUAGGGCGCUCGAUUCCCGGGAACACCCCGGAGAAGGACAAGGAGAACCGCCACCACCGUCGCUCCCCCUCUCGCAGCCGCAGCCGAGAGAGGAAGAGGAGGAGCAGAGACAAGGACAGACGCAGCAGGGAUCGCCGUGGAGACAGCAAGGAGCGCAGACCGAGACGCAGCUCACCAUCCCAACAACAACCCCAAGAGAUUGCUGUAAGUCGUUCCCCGCACCGUGAAACGAAGAAGAAGAACAAAGUGAAGAAGUACUGGGACGUCCCUCCUCCUGGAUUUGAACACAUCAGUGUGAUGCAGUACAAAGCCAUGCAGGCUGCGGGUCAGAUCCCAGCCACGGCCCUGCUGCCCACCAUGACCCCAGACGGCCUGGCCGUGACCCCCACUCCCGUCCCUGUGGUGGGAAGCCAGAUGACCAGACAGGCCCGUCGGCUUUAUGUGGGCAACAUCCCCUUCGGCAUCACAGAGGAGUCCAUGAUGGAUUUCUUCAAUGCCCAGAUGCGUCUGGGUGGUCUCACUCAGGCUCCGGGGAACCCCGUCCUUGCUGUUCAGAUCAACCAGGACAAGAACUUUGCCUUCCUCGAGUUCCGCUCAGUGGAUGAGACAACCCAGGCCAUGGCGUUCGAUGGCAUCAUCUUCCAGGGACAGAGUCUGAAGAUCCGCCGUCCCCAUGACUACCAGCCUCUGCCCGGCAUGAGCGAGAACCCCAGCGUCUACGUGCCUGGCGUGGUGUCCACAGUGGUGCCUGACUCGGCCCACAAGCUGUUCAUCGGGGGCCUGCCCAACUACCUGAAUGAUGACCAGGUGAAGGAGCUCCUGACAUCGUUUGGGCCUCUCAAGGCCUUUAACUUGGUCAAGGAUAGUGCCACAGGUUUGUCUAAGGGUUAUGCGUUCUGUGAGUAUGUAGACGUCAACCUGAACGACCAGAUCACCAUGGAGAAUCAGGCCAUAGCAGGACUCAACGGCAUGCAGCUGGGGGAUAAAAAGCUCCUGGUGCAGAGAGCCAGCGUGGGAUCCAAGAAUGCCACUCUGACAAGUAUAAAUCAGACACCGGUGACGCUGCAGGUGCCGGGCCUGAUGAACAGCUCAAUGACCCAGAUGGCCGGCCUGCCCACAGAGGUGCUGUGUCUGAUGAAUAUGGUGGCUGUGGAGGAGCUGGUGGAUGAAGAGGAAUAUGAGGAGAUCGUGGAGGAUGUGAGGGACGAGUGCAGCAAGUACGGCCAGGUCAAGAGCAUCGAGAUCCCCAGACCUGUGGAUGGGCUGGAAGUCCCUGGCACUGGCAAGAUCUUUGUGGAGUUCAUGUCAGUGUUUGACUCCCAGAAGGCCAUGCAGGGUCUGACGGGCAGGAAGUUUGCUAACCGGGUGGUGGUGACCAAAUACUGCGACCCUGAUGCCUACCACCGCCGAGACUUCUGGUAGAGGAUGACGACAGAAGAGGAUAGUGAGGGGGGGUGGAUUGCCAUAUUUCAAAUCGACCGCUAACCCCACACCACCUAGGCACUUGUUUUGACCUGAAAAGGUGUGAGCGACAUAAUGUUUCACCUAGUCCAUCAGAAGGCCAGGUGGAGUUCAGAGAAGUGGCCAGGUGGAGUUCAGAGAAGCACCCGGGGGUAGGGGUUGGGGAUCUAUUUGCUAUUGGGCAAAAGAGAAGGGAGAGAUGAAGGGUUUGUAUUCUGAUGAAAACCAGGAUGGGGGGGUGGGUUCAAAGAUUUUUGUGAAUUGUGUGUAGUAACAGGACAGGGGUAAAUGAUUUUUAUACUUUGUGAGAAAGCGAUGGGUCAUUCUGGGGGUGGGGGGGGUCUUGCCACACCUUAUGGUUUGUAUUUAAAUGGAGGGAGCCUGUUUUAAGUACUUUAGGAAGGUGUAGAGAGGGGGAAGUGGAUUGGUCUACUCUAUAAGAGUGGUGGAUAGAUGGAUGGACAGGAGUAUUCAUCAUUUCAUAUGGGGAGAGGGAGGUGGUGACAUUUUUUUAUUUGACCCACCAAUGUAGAUAACAUGAUCGGUUUCUUGUUGUGAAAAGGGGGAAGGAAAGCUAUUGAUAGGAUGGAAAGCUAUUGAUAGGAUAGAAUGGAAAGCUAUUGAUGGGAUAGGAUGGAAAGCUAUUGAUGGGAUAGGAUGGAAAGCUAUUGAUAGGAUAGGAUGGAAAGCUAUUGACAGGAUAGGAUGGAAAGCUAUUGACAGGAAUGGCCUCGUUUUGUGAUUUUCCUUCUCAGAUUUGGACCUUUAGAUUUCCUUGUUUCUUUUCUUUCGUGUACAUCAGACUAAGCCCCUCUCCCUCUCCCUGUGUAUGUAGCGAGAGGGGAGAAGCUGUAACUACACAUAACCAACUCCAAUGUCACAUUGGACUAAUUUAUCUGAAUGUCAGCUUUUGUGGUACCAAUACUGUAUAUUUACACUGUCACACCUUCAUUGUCACCAGGGCCGGAGUUUGAGUACCAUACGUUUUUAUUACUGCCUGUGUCUCUGAAGGUUUUGUUUCUUUUUUGGAUUGAAACCUUUCAUCUAGUGUGAAUUAAUCCAUCUCCAUUUUUAGCAGGUAAAAUAAUUCUGUCCCUACACCCUACCCUUACCCAUAAGAGAGACUGGGAGAGGGGAAAGGCAGGCUUUUGAAGUUCUGAAUUGUUAUUUUUGAAUUGUGAGUGGUAAAUAUUGGAUUGGUGUUGAGUAGGGCUUGAUCUGGUUCUGAUUUAAAAGCCUUAAUGUUAUUUUUCAUGUCACAUUCGAGAGAAAUAUGUGGAGUACUCAUUCAUGUCUGUGCUUAGCAAGUUUGUCAAAUACAUGGAGUCAUUUCAUGCUUUGGUAUUUUCAGUUAACAAUGAUUUGAGAUUGUAGUCAAUAUUCAAGUUACUAUUGUAUUGCUUUGUCUGGAAUGAGUUUGUUUUGUUUUGCUUCCUGUUUCAAACCUACCUAUAGAAUAUUGGACUGCUCAUACAGAAAUGUCUUUGGCCCAGGUCGUGUUUGUGUAACUUCUCACCUCAGCAGACAAAAUAAAGGUAUAAAGACUAAUA